AUGUACGAAUACACCAGGACGAUCGAGCGUCAGCGCAUUUGCUCCGGCUCCGAGCGUCUGCGACAGCUUUUCCACGUUGGAGCGCCGGAACCAAUGUGGUCGGCAAGAUUCACUGGUAGUCCGUACUCCUUUGAGGUCUACGACCGCUGGCUCCGUGAAGGGAAUCUGCCCAUGGGCGUGGUGGAGGCGAACAAUCGGAUGGCGGAUGGCGUGCUCGAGGACUGGGGCUACAUGAAGCUAGCGGAGCUCUACCAUUGUGUGCGCUGGCUCGAAGACCACCGUUUUCGUGAUGCUAUUCUCGAUGCAUUCCUGGGAAAGCUGCAAUCUCCGAGGAGCGUUGAUCUACCAGGACCUGAAUGCACGCUUGGCUUUACGACCCUCGGUCUGGCGUUGAGGCGGACCAGCUGA
Fulvia fulva is the source of this 408-nucleotide messenger RNA. RefSeq lists its product as uncharacterized. Lineage: Eukaryota; Fungi; Ascomycota; Dothideomycetes; Mycosphaerellales; Mycosphaerellaceae. The record is from RefSeq and is a predicted model, not a curated record. Bases 1 to 408 code for a protein of 135 amino acids. The transcript has a single exon.